CUCUCCCUCAGCAUUGCUGUUGGCUAGGAGGGGGUCGGAGGCAGCACCUUGCUGUGUGUUUAUGUGUGUGCAUCUUUUCCGAUCUGGCAGAUAUCAGUGUGUGAGGAUGAACGGCGCAUAGGCUGCAGCUCAGCGAGGAGAGGAUAGCGUUGGAGAAGGAGUGAAAAGUCCAAGACGUGGAGCGCUUGUGCUCACACUCAACCCGGUCUCUUCUGCCUCUGCAAAGUGCUGUUUCACCCUUGUUUCGCCGUUUCGCCGUCUCUGCACCCUGUGGGAGCUUUGGGGAGCACCUGCACUGAGGCGCACACAUUCCUGAGGAUUGCACCAUUGAGACGCGUCUUGGUUUGUCAGACAAGGUUCAGGAUGGAGCUCAAUCUGGGUGCAGCUGGGCGGCAGAUCCACUUUGCUCUUAUGCUGCUGCUCUAUUUAGGCUCGGGUGCAGCCUCUUCCAUAGUUAACAUGCGUAGGAUCACUCAUCCUACAGUACAACAAACUCUGGCAGGCAAAGCCGUCCUCCCCUGUGUCUUCACCCUCCAGACGAGCUCCUCCAGCCAGCCUCUCCACCUCCUGUGGACUCGCAUCAGGGUACCAGCAAAGGGAGAGGACGCUCCUCUGGAGCAGAUUGUGCUUUCUGCUAAAGGUGAUGUAAUCAAGGUGAAUAAGGCUUUCAGUGGCCGCAUCACGCUGCCAGGAUACACUGCCAAUCCUCUGAAUGCUACCAUGGAGAUCUCCGGUCUCCGCACCAACGACUCAGGCACUUACCACUGUCAGGUUGUCAUGGGUAACGACUAUGAGAGAGACACUGUGCCCCUGGUGGUCUCCGGUGUGGUGUUUCACUAUCAGGUUCCCAGCACCAGGUACGCCUUCUCAUUCACCGACGCCCAACGGGCCUGCCAGGAAAGCUCGGCUCAGAUGGCCACACCUGCCCAGCUGUGGGCUGCGUAUUACAACGGUUUUGCCAGCUGUGCAGCCGGCUGGUUGGAUGAUCAGACUGUUCGCUAUUCUGUCCAGUUGCCAGAGCUUGGUUGCUAUGGACACAAGGAGUACUCCGCUGGAGUGAGGAAUUAUGGGAAGAAGGACCCGAAAGAGCUGUUUGAUGUGUACUGUUUUGCAAAAGAGCUGGAUGGUGAAGUGUUUCACUCCUCGGUCCCAGGCAGGCUGUCUUUGUCUUCAGCCUCCGACCGCUGUGUGUCUCUCGGGGGGCAGCUGGCCACAGUGGGGCAGCUUUAUCUGGCCUGGAAGGCCGGCCUGGACAGCUGCGCCCCGGGCUGGUUGUCUGAUGGCAGCGUCCGCUACCCCGUGACUUGGCCUCGCUCGGACUGUGGAGAAGGCCACCUGGGAGUCCGCACCGUCACACCCAACAGCACCACUGACAACACCACAGCACUAUAUGAUGCUUACUGCUACAGAGGUAAAGUGAAGGAUUCAAGCUCCAUCGCUCAGAUCUACUCCUCCCUGUGGAAGCCCUGGAGCUACCUCACAGACUCAAGUGAUGCUGACUCUACAGGGACCGGCAGUCCCGACGUGACUACACAGCAAACCACCACUGCCAGAGCAUCCUCAGAUGGCAGUGAUGUUUCACCUUCAAACUGGACGGGAUUGGUUGACCUUGAAGGCGAGGCCGCCCUUCACAGAACUGAUGCUUCCUCAGACCCCUGGUCUUCAGAGUCUUCAGGGUCAUUUGUGACCCUCCAGCUAAUCCCAGGACAGAGCAUCUUAGACUGGGGAGAGCCGCUGGAGCCCAGCCCCGACUCAGAUGAGUUUCUCCGACCACCAGUCCAACCUACUCCUGCUGACAAGAAGGUGAUCUCAAAGAUCGUCAAGUCCAUUUGGAAGCCUUGGAACUACCUGGCGGGGACUGGAGAUGAGGAAGGAACCCAAUCACCGAGUGGAGAGGAAGGGGAAGAGGAGACGACCACGAAAAAGACAGAGGAGGGGUCAAAUCCAACCAGGGCAGCAUCACCAACAGGUUUGUCUUCUUGGGAGAGUUCAUGGUUCACCGGUCCCUCGAGGGAAAACUCUACACCAGCCAGUGAAGAAUCUCCCACUCGUCUGGUAUCUAGUUUGGCCGCCUCCAGUAACUCUAUGACUACUGAGAGCACCAAGAGGUGGGAGACUUCAGAGAUGCACUCGUCCACUGCCUCCAGCUCUGCACCCGAAAUCACCUCAUCCAGCGGGGAAAUAUGGGUCCGUGUUGAAUCGAAGACUACAACCCAGCCGGGAGACAAGAGAGAGGAGACGGUGACCUCCAGAAGCAGCGGCAGAGGAGGCAGAGGAAGGGGGAAGAAGAACAGAGGGGAGGACAGGAGCAGAGGAGAGGAUAAGGGGAAAGGAGAAGAUGAGGGGAGUGGAGAAAUCACCAGCGCGGAAGCAAAAGGAGAGAUUCAAGUUUCACGUCGACCAGUUGAUACAGGCAAACCAAGAGAAAGAUCCAGAGAAAGAUCUAGAGAGAGGGGUCACAGGAAGGGACAGACCACCACUACCAUGACGACCACCACCACUGCUAGUCCUCUGGAGCUCACUGUGAUGACCACAACUGGGUCGGAAAGCACUGACUUAUCUACAUCUGAAUCCCCGUCCACAUUGCCAGCAGAAACCUCAUCGCCAUCAAACUCACCAGAUCCAAACCAAUCCCUCUCCUCCUCUCCACCCCCAUCGGUGUCUGUUACUGCGUCCCCAUCUCCAUCCUCUUCUCAAGCAUCCCCAUCUCUUUCCCUGUUUGAAUCUCAAUCUCCCUCCCCAUCCCCAACUUCCUCACCUCCAUCUAAUUCCCAAACCCCAUCCCUCUCGACCUCACAAUCAUCACCCCGUGCCUAUUCGCCGUUUCAAACCGGCGGAUCAGGAGAACCAGCUCCAUCUACUCACCCGCACAACCAGGACAGCUCCAGUAACCCCCUGACAUCGUCUCACUGGGUCCCAGUGGAGAGAGCAGUUCUGAACAGCUCUAUGACUUAUCCUCCAUUACUGUCAGGACCCCCAGAUGUGGAGGAGCCUGCCUGGUCUCACACUGUGGGUUCGGGGGCCCCGUUACCUGGCAACAUGGAGGAGGAAAGCAACAGAGGGGGAGUCAACAUCAGCACCAUAACUCUCAGCCCAACAGACGAAGUGGAGCCCUGCGUGACAAACCCAUGUCUGCACGGAGGAAAGUGCCUUCCGCAGGGAACGGGCUACAGCUGCUACUGCCCACAAGGAUACACUGGGGAGAACUGUGAGAUUGAUGUCGAUGACUGCCAGUCGGAGCCAUGUGAAAAUGGAGGCACUUGCAUUGACAAGAUUGAUUCAUUCCUCUGCCUUUGCCUGCCCAGCUAUGGAGGAGACACGUGUGAGAAAGACGUAGAAGGUUGCGAGCACGGUUGGAGGAAGUUCCACGGCCACUGCUACAGGUACUUCACUCACAGACACACCUGGGAGGAUGCAGAGAAAGACUGCAGAGAGCACAGCGCCCACCUCAGUAGCGUCAUCUCAGCUACUGAGCAGGAGUUUAUCAAUGGUUUGGGUCAUGACAAUGCCUGGAUCGGUCUGAAUGACCGCACAGUGGAGGAAGACUUUCAGUGGACUGACAGCAACGAUCUGGUAUAUGAGAACUGGAGAGAGAGCCAGCCGGAUAACUUCUUCGCCGGUGGGGAGGACUGCGUGGUGACUAUUGCCCAUGAGGACGGCAAGUGGAACGACGUGCCCUGCAACUACAACCUGCCCUACAUCUGCAAGAAAGGCACAGUGUUGUGUGGAACCCCGCCCACAGUGGAGAACGCCCAUUUGAUAGGUCGGCGGAGGUCACACUACGACAUCCAUGCAGUGGUACGCUACCAGUGCUCCGAGGGCUUCUUCCAGCGUCACAUCCCCACCGCUCGCUGCCGGGCUGACGGUAGCUGGGAGAGACCCAGGAUCAUCUGCACAAAGUCUCGGCGGUCACACCGGUACCGACGCCACCAUCACAAUCAGCACAACGAACGCCGCGGCCACAGGAGACACGGAGGAGAGGGACACAAGGCCAGAGAGGACGCACACAGCUACUACUGAACCAAAUAAUACAACGUCUGCUAAGCCUAGGUGCUAACCAUGGCCUAUAAAGAAAGACAGUAGUUCACACUACACUCACUAUUCCUGCUUCUAACCAUGCUCUGUUUGGCUUUAUUCCUCCUGAUGAAUUAGGUUUUCUUACUCUAACAUACUGUACAGUUUAUCUCCAUAACCCCUAUCCCUAAGUUUGGGUGUUUUGAUGCUUCUUCUCUUUUUUCACUCUGCUUCCUUUAACCAAGGUCCAUGCGAACACUUGCUAUCACACUAACUCCUAUUAACGCCCUCCCUAACAUCUCAGUAAAGUAAAUCCUCCUCCUGUCUAUGAACUAAAACCCUCUCAGUCUAUCAGACUGACAGCAGUGUGUGAGCGUGUGUGAGCGAUUGCAUGUGAGAAAAGUGCAGAGUCACUUUUUUUGCAAAGGUUUGCUUGUUCUACAUGAAAAAUGACUUUCAUCCUAGUAUUCAGUUUACAAAGCACAGAUGUAAUUGAUGCAAGAUAGCAUUCAGUCCCUGGUGACCCUGAGCUUUUUGUAUGUGUACUGUAGUUGUUACUUUUUCCAUAGAGCACCUGAAGAGUUGAUGUGUUUUAUUCUACUGACAUGCUUUUUUCUAAUACUUGCUAUGUUUUUGUGCUAUGUUACUAUUUAUUAUGAAUUGUUUGCUAGUGAAUAUGCUUUCAUUUUUUACUUAUACUUCAGAGAGCCGAUUUAACAUAAUUUUUCUAUACCAGUAUAUAAGUCCAACAAUCAACAAUAAACUAAAUUAAUCAUUUGAUUGCCUCUAAUUUAAUCUCUGUAUUGUAAAUAUUGUGGUGUUUGUUUUUGGCUGAUCCCUGAUUAAUAGCUGGACCUUGUCUAAUGAAAUAGACCCCCCCCCCCCCAUAAACACUCUCAGCUGAUGAAUAUGUCCUAUUGAUAGUGUGGAUGGGGUUAUACAUUAGGAGAUAACCACUUGAUUGUAUCUGAAUUGCUAAAUACUUUCAAUCUUUGCACGGCUAUAUUUACAUGAUGGGUAGAAUGUCACAAUUGUUUGUCUUUGUUCCCUUUGAUAUUUGAUCAGUCAUCCACUUUUUUGGUGUUUUAUGACUUUUUGUCCUGCUGUUGUAUUCCAUUCUUAAUAAAGUGAAAAAAUGAACAACAGCA
Messenger RNA from Cottoperca gobio, 5162 nucleotides. Its product is annotated as neurocan core protein-like. Gene Ontology annotation, biological process: glial cell differentiation; positive regulation of neuroblast proliferation; central nervous system development. Lineage: Eukaryota; Metazoa; Chordata; Actinopteri; Perciformes; Bovichtidae. The coding region runs from base 364 to 4020 and encodes 1218 amino acids. Gene Ontology annotation, cellular component: perineuronal net; synapse. The record is from RefSeq and is a predicted model, not a curated record. Gene Ontology annotation, molecular function: hyaluronic acid binding; calcium ion binding. The transcript has 20 exons.